Molecule: messenger RNA, 1290 nt
Organism: Paramisgurnus dabryanus
Lineage: Eukaryota; Metazoa; Chordata; Actinopteri; Cypriniformes; Cobitidae
Gene: nr0b2a
Product: nuclear receptor subfamily 0, group B, member 2a
Biological process (GO): negative regulation of transcription by RNA polymerase II; circadian rhythm
Cellular component (GO): nucleus; cytoplasm
Molecular function (GO): transcription corepressor activity; transcription factor binding
Source: RefSeq, a predicted model, not a curated record
GAGAGCUUAUCAACAUUUACUCAAUUGCUAAAUAGCGGAGGGGAGGUGUUGUUUAUCUCAAGGAUGGAGUAGGUCAAGGUUCGAAAGUGAUUGGUUGGUAUAAAUACUGGCAGAUGUCAGUAUCUCACAGCUACACGAGGUGCAAGUCUACAGAUCAUACCAACAUGGAUUAUGAAUGUCACUGCUGUACCGCUGACUACAGUAAAGGACAGUCAAACGCCAUCCUCUUCAACAUCCUCAGUCGUCCCGAACCCGCUGACGUGGAGCCGAACUACGGUUGGGUUCCUCACGCCUGCCACUGUGAGAAACGCAGGACGGUGUGUUUGAAAACACCGGACGAGACGUGUCAGGUGGCUUCGGGUGUGCUGGUCAAGACCAUGCACUUUAUGAGGAGCUUGCCUGCGUUCCAGCAGCUGCCGCCCAAAGAUCAGCUGUCCCUGCUUCAGAACUGCUGGGCACCGCUUCUCAUUCUGGGUCUGGCCCAGGACCGAGUCCGUUUCGAGGUCUGCGACACUCCCGCGCCCAGCAUGCUUCAACAAAUUCUUCUUAAUCGCCAGGACCCCGACCGCGAGCAGCCCACCCUGGCCGGCGUGCAGAAGCUCAAAGCGUGUCUGAAGAAGUUUAGGAGUCUGGAUUUAAGCCCCAAGGAGUACGCUUACCUGAAAGGCAUCAUCAUAUUCAAUCCCGACGUGCCGGGCCUGAAAGCGUCUCUGUUUGUUGAGGGUUUGCAGUAUGAAGCUCAACAGGCCCUAAAAGAAGUUUUGGUUCCUCUUCAUCCGGAGGACACGGGACGAUUUGCCCGCGUGCUUCUGGCCGCUUCCACUCUGAAGCUCAUCCCUCCUGGUCUCAUCACAGAGCUUUUCUUUCGGCCCGUCAUCGGUCAGGCAGAUCUUCUGGACCUGUUGAUUGAUAUGCUGUUCACCAGAUAGUGAACCAAAAACCUUCGGACUGAAUAUAUAUAUCUGUGUUCUCCAGCGAUGAGAAGGGGUUACAGCUGAAAUAUUUCGUUACACGUUUUGGCACAAUCUGUCAUUGUUUACACACCUUUAUGAAAUUACUGCACCUUUGUAACAUGAUGUUUAGGUCACAAGUAUGUGAUUUAUUUUCUCUUUUUUAUAUCGAUUGUUUUUGAACAUGUUUGUUUUGUAUAGGAAUGGUUUGUGACAUUAGCAGGUUUGUCUUUCUCCUCAAAAGCCUGUAGUAAAUAUCUCUAGAGAUAACCGGAGGUGCAUAUUUUGUCUCUGUGAGAAAACUAACUUGAUUGAUCCAUGUUUGAGGAAAACAUCUGUA